CGAGGAUAUGACUUGUCACGUGAUGACAGUAGCUGUGAUACACAGCCUCAUGUGUAAGUGACUGAAGCUUGUGCCUCAUCUAUCUACUCCCAGCUCUUUUCUUUCUUUCUAUCCUACCAAUGAAGAAACUCUUUGGACGUGACAAGGUGAAGCAGCAAAGGAUAACCUCGCACAGAGAUGUUGAUGUUGUUAUCGACGAUGAUGCACUACUUGUGCGCCCCAAACGGCCCUCAGAGGACCACCGUGACUGGGAGGUGCUAUCUGAGCCCCCUGUCCCUUCUAGUCCGUAUCCUCAGUUUGCAGUGCCUCCGAUGUCACCGAGCCGCUCGUCUUCCCUAGCUUCGAUUCCACCUGUAAUAUUACCUGCGCGUUCCAGUAGUCCAUACAGCAUUACAAGUCACACCACCACUACACCUACGCCCAUGCCCGCCCCCCAGACUAACCCAAACCCAACCCAUACCGUGCGGAGAGACGGGCGGAAGAUUCAGAAGACACAGCCUGGGCCUGCUGCACUUGGUAUACUGAAGUCGCUCGACCCACAUCUGGAGCAUGCCCUGCAACAAUCACACCCGCAUCAUGCCCACGAAAUAAUACCAGACGAUUAUUUUCCAGUUGAUCACAGGGACAAGGCAGAGAAGAAGGAGAGGAAGAGCUUUUGGGACGGGAUUAUCAGGGACAGGGACAGGGACAAAGACAAGGAGCGUGGGCGUGAUAAAGACCGUGAAACUCGUGAGAAGGAAAAGGAAAAGGAAAGAGAAAAAGACAAAGAGGGACGAGAUCGUCUUUGGCGCGAAGAAGAUAAUCCCUCGGAGCUGACGCGCAUGAUCGGGUACCUCACAGCCACCUCAUCGGAGGACUGGUCUCUCGUGCUCGAGGUCUGCGAGCGCGCGUCUGCUACUGAAGCGAAUGCAAAGGAGGCUAUGAAAGCCCUUCGGAGGGAAUUCAAAUAUGCAGAGCCUAAAUCUCAGUUAUCUGCUGCUAGGUUAUGGGCAAUAAUGCUCCGCAACGCGUCCGAUAUCUUUCUAACUCAGAUCAGCUCCCGUAAAUUCAUCGACACCCUCGAGGACGUGUUGACAAGCUCAAGAACAAGUCCCGUCGUCAGAGAACGACUAAUGGAGGUGCUUGCAGCCGCCGCUUUCAUCACUAGCUCACGUACGUGUUCGUCACUCCACAAUCCCUUUUUAAACCUGUCUCCAUCGGUUCUGAGCACCGAGUCGUGUGCUAAUUCGAACCUGCGUUCUUUUCGCAAUACUGACCCAACCCCCUGGUGGUCCUUUAUAGGUCCCCACCCCUCGCCCAAAUCUGAACCAUCCCCUUUCUCGCUCAAAGAUCGCGACCGUGAUAGGGAUGGUUUUCGUGCCCUGUGGACGCGAUUGAAACCCGCUGAUAAGCCUGACGUGGGGAUUCCGUUUGACACCGAGGAUGCUAUGUUUAGCCCCCCUAUAGUUCCUACGCGUCCACCAAUAGAGGAGCGGCCGUCGAAGAAAAAUCUCCAGCGCGGUGUCAUUCCUCCCGAAGAAGACAUGAAGCGCUUAUUCCAGGAAUGCAAGAUCGCGAAAGGGAAUGCGACUUUCCUUAGUGAGAUGCUUGCAUACACGAAACCGGAACAGAUAGAAGGGAGCCUAAUACCGGUGCGUGUGAUUUCUCAGUUAACCUUGAUAUUCAUUUUGCCAGUCUGCUACAAUACCUUUCCAUGGCAUAUCACGGCUCACAUACCCCGAUCUUGUCAAUAUCGAUCUGACUGGUCCAUAGGAAUUUUUGACAAAGUGCCGCGCGUCGCAAGAACUCAUAUAUACCCAAAUUCCAUGGGCAUCUGCUGGAGCUGAACGGUCGCGCAAUGACCGAGAAAAGAAUGCAGAAGGAAAUGGACGUACGAAAUCGCAGCCUGACAUGCAAUUCAGUUCUCCGCCGAGUCGAGAUUACCAUGGUAUGGAUACUCACUUUUCUAUUACAGAGGGAGAGAAACAAACUUCAGAGGAGGAGCUUCUUG
Molecule: messenger RNA, 1990 nt
Organism: Suillus fuscotomentosus
Lineage: Eukaryota; Fungi; Basidiomycota; Agaricomycetes; Boletales; Suillaceae
Exons: 6
Coding region: 120-1826 (568 amino acids)
Biological process (GO): actin cortical patch localization; actin filament organization; endocytosis
Cellular component (GO): actin cortical patch
Molecular function (GO): phosphatidylinositol binding; ubiquitin binding
Source: RefSeq, a predicted model, not a curated record